Molecule: messenger RNA, 526 nt
Organism: Suillus paluster
Lineage: Eukaryota; Fungi; Basidiomycota; Agaricomycetes; Boletales; Suillaceae
Product: GH3 auxin-responsive promoter
Exons: 5
Coding region: 1-501 (166 amino acids)
Cellular component (GO): cytoplasm
Molecular function (GO): acid-amino acid ligase activity
Source: RefSeq, a predicted model, not a curated record
AUGGCCUCUACUCGUCGACUCUCACUGUUCUCUCAGAAACAUCUUACUCCAAACCCUCUUCGUGCUGCCGAACUUCGCGAAAUUGGGCCUCCUGGCAUUCAGGGCUGGGCGGUCCGUGUAUGGCCUAACUUGAACACAUUCAUUGGGAUCACUGGAAGUCCUGCUGCUGCUUCUCGACUCAAGAUUACUCAUGUCCUCGGACCUUCUGUUUCCAUCCAAGCUGCUGGGUAUGGCGGUACGGAAUGUGACAUCGACAUACCAUACCUCGAAGGCAACCCUAAUACCGACUUCAAGGUAAUGUUUGUAGAUGGGAUGAGCGAGUUUUUUUGGACGCCCGUUCCGAUGAGUCUUCGGAGUUGGGAGCUUGUAACUGGAAGGCAUUAUGAGCCUGUCUUGACGAUCCGCAAUGGCCUGUGGAGAUAUCGCCUUGGUGAUGUUGUCACUGUUAAAGGCUUCGAUCCAGAUGACGGAUUGCCUAUCAUCAAUUAUCUACACAGGUGAGACGGCUUGCUUUGGACUGGCAUUU